Molecule: messenger RNA, 1194 nt
Organism: Adineta ricciae
Lineage: Eukaryota; Metazoa; Rotifera; Eurotatoria; Adinetida; Adinetidae
Source: the annotation of a GenBank genome assembly
AUGCCGGCAUUCGUCGCCAACGAAUCAAUACUUGCAAGUACAAAUCUCUCCCUCAACGCCUCGGCUAAUACUUACAACAAAACGUCAUCCCAUGAUGAAGCAUCCGAUUAUCUUCUUUACCUAAUCAUUCCACUUUAUUCUCUUGUUUUCGUCAUCGGAACCAUUGGUAACAUCCUAGUCAUCUUAACAGUUGUUACUGUCAAACAAAUGCAUAAUACUACAAAUGCACUAAUUCUACAUCUAGCAAUUGCGAAUCUCUCGUUUGUCCUCAUGUGUAUUCCGCAUACGAUCUAUGUUUAUGUUGUUGAAUCUUAUGAUUUUCCUCGACUUCUCUGCAAGACAGCGAAUACCUUGAUGUAUCUGAGUGCAUAUGUUAGCAUCUAUAUUCUUGUUUUGAUGUCUGUCGACCGAUUUCUCGGCGUGGUUUUUGCCGUGAAGUCAACCAGAUAUCGAACUGAACGCAAUGCACAUUUAGCGGUCAUCUUCGUCUGGCUUGUUGGCAUCAUCUUCUCCUCACCUAAUAUGGUUUACUAUGAUGUUCUACUCGCCAGUUCUGUUCAUAAUAUUCGUGUCUGUUUAUUUCGUGAAGAUAAUCCUGUUUUAAACACCACCCGACAUAUAACUGCCUAUUGUUUUACUCUUUUCGGUUUAAUUGUCCCAUUACUUAUCAUUGCAAUCCUCUACGGCUUGAUUAUCAAAGUUCUACGUCAAAAUUCAGCUGGCAAGCAAGUUGCUAAAGGCAAAAAGCGUGUCACAAAGAUGGUCUCAGCUGUUAUCUCAUCCUUUGUCAUCUGUUGGACACCGAUGCAAAUUAACCUGAUGUAUACACAUCAAAAACAAGUGAAUAUCUCCUUCGCAAUCAUCUCACAGAGUCUUGUCUACAUCUCAGCAUGUGUCAAUCCGAUUCUCUACGCAUUUCUCUCAGAACCAUUUCGAAAAACUUUCCAGCAGUUCCUGACAUGCUCGAAAAUCUUAUCAACGAACUUACUGUCCAACCAAGAUGGACCGUCGAACACUGCACGAAAAAGUUCGGCUUAUCGUUUAGUGCAACAGCAAUCACUGACAAGAAAAAGUUCAUCAGCUCCCGCAAAUAAUGAUAUUCAGAAUAGUCAGUCGAAUGUAGAAACAAAAACAACAGAACCUAUUAAAUACCAGCGAUUAUCAAACACACCUCCUAAUCACACGAACAAUUAA